AUGUAUCAAUGUUAUAGUACUAAACAUUUUGUUUUCACGCUGUUUAUCGUAUGCAAUGUUAUUGGAUAUAUCAAAUUAGCAAGUGCCAAUGAAAAAUCAAAACGACCCGAUGAUACAGAUAUAAUAGAGCCUAUAUCCCCCGAAGCUGUUGCACCCGAAGCUCAAAUACAUUUACAUGCCGAUGACGCAGCUCAUCCACAUCAACAUGAUGAUAAAUCAACUGCCCAAGAGAAAACUUCCGAAACAAAAUCCGAAAAAGAUGAGGAUGAAAAUAUCGAUGAUCUAAAUGAUUCAUUGCACGAUUUAAUUAUUGAAUAUCGUAUAAAAGAGCAAGAAAAGAAGAAUGCAAAAAAAUCUCAAGAGAAUGAAGAAAAUGUCGAUGCAGAAGAAGAUGAUGACGACGAUGAUGAUGAUGACGCUAAUUUACAACGCGUAUUAAAACAGAUCGGUGUUAGUUUACAUAAAAAAUAUCAUCAAAAACAAACGACCGAUCAAUCAACAAAAUUAUCGGCGAUGAUACAAGAUUUAUAUCAAACAAUAAAAACCACUCGACCACAUUUAUUUACUAAAGCAACCAGAAACGAUGAUAGAGAAUUACCUGCAGAUACAAAUUUGAAUGAAGAAACAAAAGACGUUGAUGAAACUGAUGAAGAAGAAAAUAUUCCAUUAACACCUGAAAUGGACCGUGCAAAUAAUAUCUAUCAUCAAGCUAUGAAAUUAAUUAAUGUCACUGUCAACCGACAAUAUGAAGCCGCCUAUAAAUUAUUCAAAGAAGCAGCUGAUAUCGGUCAUAUUGGUGCUAAAGAAGAACUAGCAUUUGCUCAUCUUAUUGGUGUACAUUUACCAAUGAAUUUCAAUCAAGCAAAACUAUAUUUCGAUCAAGGCGCUGAACUAGGUUCACCGCCAUCACAUUUUGGGUUGUAUUUUCUGAACAGUGCCGGACUUAUUCCAAAUGCAAGUAUUCCAAAAGCUCUUGUUCAUUUAUCAUUUGCUGCUGUUGAUGGUUACAAUCCAGCUCAAAUGGCACUCGGUUAUCGAUAUUGGCGUACCGUUUCACUUGCGCAUAGUUGUGAGUCAGCUUUAAUGUUUUAUAAACAAGUAGCGACAUAUGUCUCAUCGAAGAUGACAUCAGCAACUGGACAAUUGAUUCAACGUAUUCGUUUGUAUGAUGAAGAAGAACAUCCAACACAAAAUAAUAUUAUGGUUGACGAAGAUCUUGUACAAUAUUAUCAAUUAUUAGCCGAUCGCGGUGAUGCUCAAGCACAGUAUGGUCUUGGUCAAUUGUAUUAUUUACGUGACACAGCUUUCGAUAAAGCACUUUAUUAUUUUCGUUUAGCUGCUGAAAAUGGAAAUUCAAAUGCAAUGGCAUAUUUAGGAAAAUUAUAUGCAGAAAAAAAUGAAUAUGUUAAACAAAACAAUUUCACUGCUCUGCAAUUUUUUCAACGUUCAGCCGAAAAAGGUAAUCCAAUUGGUCAAUCUGGCAUUGGCAUGGCUUUUUAUCAUGGUGCUGGUGUUGAUCAAAGUUACGAAAAAGCGUUCAAAUAUUUUCAAUUGUCUGCCGAUCAAGGUUAUGUUGAAGGACAACUGAUGCUUGGUAUCAUGUAUUAUAAAGGCGAAGGCGUAAAACGAGAUUAUAAAAUGGCUAUCAAAUGCUUUCAAGCAGCAUCGCAAUCAGGCCACGCACUUGGCUAUUAUAAUCUUGGACAGAUGCAUGCCACUGGUACAGGUGUACUACGGUCGUGUACAACAGCCACUGAACUUUUUAAAAAUGUUGCCGAACGUGGUAAAUGGUCAAGCAUGUUCAUUGAAGCCUACAAUCUUUAUCGGCAAGGUCAUAUUGAGCAAGCGUUUAUGAAAUAUUUAUAUUUGGCCGAACUUGGAUAUGAAGUUGCACAAUCGAAUGCAGCAUAUUUACUUGAUCAAAUGCCGAAUCAAUUGACAAAUAUUUAUAGUAGUCAAGAGGAACAAUAUAGAAGAGCGUUGACUUAUUGGAAUCGAGCUGCCACACAAGGUUUUCAUACGGCACGAGUGAAACUGGGAGAUUAUUUUUAUUAUGGCUAUGGUACUGAACAGAAUUAUGAAGCAGCAGCAAUACAUUAUAAAUCUGCAACUGAACAAAGUCAAAAUUCACAAGCAAUGUUUAAUUUAGCUUAUAUGCACGAAAAAGGCUUAGGAUUAAAAAGAGAUAUACAUUUAGCAAAACGUUUUUAUGAUAUGGCAGCAGAAACAAGUGCUGAUGCUUAUCUACCUGUUAGUAUUGUUCUAUUUAAACUUCAUUUGGAACUAUUGUGGGAAAAAUUCAGUGCCCUGUUUUUCUCAUCAUCAACUGAACCAAUUCCGACAUCAAGUACGACACCGUCAACAGUAGAUGUUGGUGAUAAUCAUUCAACAUCAAUUGAGUUAGAUUCAUCAUGGGAUUUAUAUUUAAUGGCAGCGUUACUUGGUCUUAUCGGUGCUCUAUAUACGAUUCGACGUCAGCGAGCUAUUUUGCACCAACAGCAGCAGCAGCAACCAGCGCAAGUUCCGGUGCAGUGA
This is a messenger RNA of Rotaria socialis, 2535 nucleotides long. NCBI's taxonomy places the organism in Eukaryota, Metazoa, Rotifera, Eurotatoria, Philodinida, Philodinidae. The record is from the annotation of a GenBank genome assembly.